AUGCCUUCUCAGCUCGAGAACUCGGAUCCUGUAGCCAAUGAAGGGGCGGCAAUCCACAUUACAACCCCAGGCGAAGAGAGCGGAGGUACCACUCCGACCACCGUCUCCAGCGAUUAUGGCCAUUACGAAGGACUGGUCGGUUCGUACCGACUCAACCAUGAUGCCGACAUUUUGGCAGACGAGGAUGACCAUUCGCAGGCCUACGAUGAAUUUGACCUUGACGGUUAUGAAGAUUGCGACUUCAAUGAUUACGACCCUCGCCAUGCCACAGGAUAUGUUGAUACCAAUGUCGAGCAUGAUGAACCCUCCAUGUUCGUCGAAGGACACAACGAAGAACUUGCGCAGGGCAAUCACACCCGCCCUGUCUCGUCUGAAGAUGCCCAACUCCCCCGCCAGCCUCUUGCCGCUAAACGCAAGCGAUCUGCCGAGGACGGCGGUCCCGCGCCCCUCAAUUUGGCCACCAGCAACAAGCGUCGUGCACUCGACAGCAGCAACGACGACAUCAACAUCGAGGAGGAGCGUGAGGCUUUGGAGGGGCUCGCCAAGGCAAUGAGCAGCCCAAGAUUCGAAAACUUGCCCAGAUUGGGCCAGAGGGUCAGCGAGAUCCACGACGAGGUGGGCAUGGCCAUGAACAGAGUCGACCACCUGGAGGAGCACCACGUCGAGGACCUCGCCAACGAGCUUGAAGCCAUCAAGGUCCUGAUCUUCGACCUGGAGGACAAGCUGGAGGACCGGCUUGAGCGCCGGCUGGAACGUUCAGCGUCCCUAAUGAUUGAUAUGAUGUCUCCCAAGUUGCGAGCUCAGUAUGACCGGCAGAGCGAGAUGGAGGAGCUUCUCGCCAAGCACAAACGACGUAUGGAGGAUCGCCUCGCGGAGCACUCCGAGGAGAUCAAGGCGCCUCUUCAGAAGCACAUCGAGCACAGCAAGCUCCUGAAAAUUCACUCGGAGAUGCUCGCGGACGGCUUCGGCGGCGAGUAA
Messenger RNA from Purpureocillium lilacinum, 978 nucleotides. RefSeq lists its product as uncharacterized. The record is from RefSeq and is a predicted model, not a curated record. NCBI's taxonomy places the organism in Eukaryota, Fungi, Ascomycota, Sordariomycetes, Hypocreales, Ophiocordycipitaceae.